UGUCUCUAAUUUUGUGAAAGGUUAGUCAUCUUUCAAGCCACGUGACAUUCUAAUGAAAGCAGAAGUGGAACGGUAAGCUAUGUCGACAGAAGCAGAUAACACAAGAAAAAUGUCAACAGGGUGCAAAAGCUUAGGAUUAACUGUUCCAAGCAAGAUUUUAAGGUUGUCAAAUGUUAGACCUACGAAAAUAAUGGAGUUCCAACGCUUAAAUUUGAAGAAGACAGUGGCAUGCCUGAUUGAAAAUUGCAAGAGCAUGAGAGAGCUCAAGCAGAUACAUUCCCACAUUACAACAUCCCCUCACCUUUUCAUCACUGACCGUUGGUUCUUAAUCUCUCGCCUUAUUUUCUUCUGCACGGUUUCUCAAUCAGGCUCACUCAGCUAUGCCAACACCGUAUUCAAACUCGUCCCUCGCAAAACUCUCUUCAUUUACAACGCGAUGAUCAGAGCUUAUGCUUCAAGAAUCCAUGACCCCACUUCAUCUCAGCCCUUAAUUUUAUACAAACAAAUGCUCUUUGAUGCUAUUACACCUGACUCUAUUACAUUUCCCUUCGUGUUAAAACAUUGCGCGAACAGAAUUGACGGAUUUGUCGGACCAAGUGUGCAUGCCCAUGUUGUUAAGUUUGGAUUUCAUAGUGAUGUUUUUGUGCAGAAUUCUUUGAUUAGUCUGUAUUCGCAAUGCGGGUCAGUGGAAAAUGCAAGGAGGGUAUUCGAUGAAAUGUCUAAUCGGGAUAUUGUUUCGUGGAAUUCUAUAAUAAUUGGAUGUUUGAGAAAAGGAGAGUUGGAUAUGGCCUUAGAGUUGUUUAGAAGGAUGAAGAAAAGGAAUAUUAUUACAUGGAAUUCGAUUAUCACGGGUUUCGUACAAGGAGGUAGGCCAAAGGAAGCUUUAAAACUCUUCUACGAAAUGCAAGUUUCUGAUGAUGGUAUGGUUAGUCCAGAUAAAGUGACAAUUGCUAGCGUUAUCUCGGCUUGUGCUUCUCUUGGAGCGGUGGAUCAAGGAAAGUCGGUACAUGAUUACUUGAAUAGAAGCGGAAUGGAGUGUGACAUGGUGAUUGCAACAGCACUAGUCGAUAUGUAUGGCAAAUGUGGGAGUGUUUCUAGAGCCCUUGAUGUUUUCAGGGCAAUGAAAAAUAAGGAUGUUUUGGCAUGGACGGUUAUGAUUUCUGCGUUUGCAAUUAACGGAAAUGGCAUAGAAGCUUUCGAGCUUUUCUUGGAGAUGGAAGCGGCUGGAGUUAGACCUAAUGCUGUGACCUUUACGGCGUUGUUGUCUGCUUGUGCACAUUCUGGCCUGAUAGAGAUAGGCCGCUGGUGUUUUCGUGUGAUGAAGCAUGCUUAUCACAUAGAGCCACAAGUCCAACAUUAUGCUUGUAUGGUUGACAUUCUUGGUCGAGCUGGUCUCUUUGAUGAAGCAGAAGGGCUAAUCAGAAGUAUGCCGAUGGAGCCAGAUGUUUUCGUUUGGGGUGCACUACUCGGUGGUUGUCAAAUGCACCGGAAUUUUCGGUCAGGAGAAAAAGUAGCCUGGUAUUUGAUUACUUUGGAACCUCUAAACCAUGCUUUUUACGUUAAUCUUUGCGACAUAUAUGCCAAAGCUGGAAGGUUUGAUCAUGUGAAGGAAGUUAGAGCCCUUAUGAAGAAGAAAGGGAUAGAGAAGCUUGUUCCUGGCUGUAGUACUAUUGAAGUUGAUGGAGUUGUCUACGAAUUUUCUGUAAGAGGAUCGCCUCAAGUUUUGAUGACGGAAAUAAAGUCCAUUCUAGCUAGUUUGAGUGAUGAGAUAGGAAGGAGAAUUAAUAUGAGUAUCGUUCUCGAAGCUGAUAAUUUUAUUACCAAGUGAAAAUACGUAUUUGAUUCUUCAAUAGAUCAUGUCUUCAUUGUUGGAAAAAUAGGAAAACAUAAUUGAAGAAGAAUUGGCUUUGAGGCGUGGAUAAAUCGACUUUCCUCAAAGAGAUAUUGCACAUAUAUAUAUUGGAGAAAUACAAGCAAUUCCCUUCAUGAUAUAGCAAAACCCAUAUUAUACCUAUAGAUUU
Messenger RNA from Lycium ferocissimum, 2021 nucleotides. Its product is annotated as pentatricopeptide repeat-containing protein At5g66520-like. Lineage: Eukaryota; Viridiplantae; Streptophyta; Magnoliopsida; Solanales; Solanaceae. Gene Ontology annotation, molecular function: protein binding; RNA binding. Gene Ontology annotation, biological process: RNA modification. The transcript has a single exon. The record is from RefSeq and is a predicted model, not a curated record. Bases 80 to 1828 code for a protein of 582 amino acids.